This is a messenger RNA of Adineta steineri, 441 nucleotides long. The record is from the annotation of a GenBank genome assembly. Lineage: Eukaryota; Metazoa; Rotifera; Eurotatoria; Adinetida; Adinetidae.
AUGGAACAAAUACUUAAUAAAAUGGAAAAAGAGAAACAAGCAGAAGUCAGUCAGUUAACUAACGAAUUACGUGAGUCACUCAAUGAAUUCAAAGAACUUCAAUUCAAUCGCCUUUAUGAACUUGAUGCUUUUAUCUUAAAAAUAAAUCCUGAUGAUGAAAUUCAACUAAAUUAUGUUAAAUGUCAACUCGGUUCCAUUCUUAACAAAAUAAAUUCUCUUCAUAUCAAUAUUCUUGUACAGAUAGUUGAUCGAUCGAAACGACAACGUUUAUCAACUCCACUUGCUCGAAAUGCACUUCAACUAAUUAAAAUAUUUGAAUUUCGAAAUCCAAAAGUUUCUUCUAAUUUUCUUGAUCGACUGAAAAAUAUUUUUCGUCGUCUAUCAAUUACCGGUGCAAGUCAUUACAAUGUCUAUGUCAUUGAACACCAGAAAAUUUUUUAA